Pleuronectes platessa (European plaice) is the source of this 1458-nucleotide messenger RNA. RefSeq names its product B2 bradykinin receptor. Gene Ontology annotation, cellular component: membrane. Gene Ontology annotation, biological process: neutrophil chemotaxis; immune response; G protein-coupled receptor signaling pathway. The transcript is spliced from 2 exons. The coding region runs from base 128 to 1183 and encodes 351 amino acids. Lineage: Eukaryota; Metazoa; Chordata; Actinopteri; Pleuronectiformes; Pleuronectidae. The record is from RefSeq and is a predicted model, not a curated record. Gene Ontology annotation, molecular function: bradykinin receptor activity.
GGGAUCACUUAAAUUACAGUUUCCUUUUAGAGACUGAGUCAGGGACGACAGACGAGGGAAAAAGAGGGAAACAGGAACAGUGUCGUUCUGCGUCUGUACAUUUCGUAUCUUUUCUCACUCUGGAAGGAUGACUCUUGUACCUACAAGCAUUCCAGACCUCAGCACCACAGCUUUAUAUGGAUAUCAAAACCAAACCAAUGUCACACAAUGUCCUGAACACGGCUGGGAUUGGCUCACCGCCAGCCAGCCAGUGUAUAUCCUGAUCCUCACCGUGCUGGGAGUUGUGCUGAACGUAUUUGUCCUGUUGGUGUUCUGUCUCCACAAGAAGCCCUGCACCGUGGCUGAGAUCUACCUGAGCAACCUGGCCGCUGCCGACCUCCUCCUGUUGUCCUGUCUGCCCUUCUGGGCCAUCAAUCUAGCCAACGAUUUCAAUUGGCCAUUUGGUCUGUUCAUGUGCAAAGUUGUCAACCUGGGCAUUCAGAUGAACGUCUACUCUAGCAUUUACUUCCUUGUUCUGGUGAGCAUAGAUCGCUAUCUGGCACUGGUACAUCCGUUGUCCCAUGGGAGAAUGCGCAGGCCCAAGUAUGCAAAGCUGGGCUGUCUGCUGAUUUGGAGUUUCGGAUUGAUCAUGGGCGUCCCAACAAUCGCCUUCCGCAAGUUGAAAUAUUUCCCUGAGUAUGAUGUAAAUGCCUGCUAUCUGGAAUACCCAAACUACACCACGGAAAUGCUCUGUGAGAGGAUGAUGAUCAUUUUUAGCUUCGUCGUCCCAAUUUGCAUCAUCUCAUUCUGCGCUUUCAAAAUUAUUCGGACGUUAAGAGUCCACAGUGUGGAAAGGUUCAGCGCUGAGAAAACAGAGCAGAAGGCCACCACUUUGAUCCUGGCCGUCCUCCUUGCCUUCCUCGUCUGCUGGGUACCGUUCCACCUGGUCACCGUGCUGGACCUGCUCCAAAGAGAGGAGGUCCUGGGAGGUUGUCACUUUACGAACGUCCUGGACAUUUUGCACCAGAUCUCCACCUACCUGGCCUUUUUCAAUAGUGUCCUCAACCCCAUCCUCUAUGUCAUCGUAGGAAAGAACUUCAGGAAAAAAGUCGGGGAAGUCUUCAAGCAGUGGAACAUCAGGAGGAGAGCUACCAUGGAGUCCACAAGCUCCAGACUGUCCUGUACUCUGAAGACUGUGAGAUAAAGAGUGGCUGUUGCACUGUUCCAAGAACAAUAAGCAGAGACUGUGUAAAAUAAUAAUCAAAAUCCCGAUCAAAAUGAUUCAUAUGAUGAGCUAAAUUCUUCAGUGGAAAUGAUUGUGUAAUAAUGUGACUAAAUAACUUUUCCGCAAGUCAUUCUAUGAGGAGAUUCUUUCAGGAAAUGUGAUCAUUUGGUCAUAUGGGGCUGAAUUGUUGUCUCCUGGAGAGGGUGUAACAGAUUACUCACAAAGGCGUCUCAAGCAUGCUGAAUAAUUAUGUA